AGUUUUCAAGAACCAGAAUUCAGAGCGCAGAACAAUGAACUCCCCUUGAAAACUCCAUCACCAUUUCCCAUUAAAUCUUCUUGCAUUUCAGCUCUAAAACAGGAUUGAGAGAGAAAUCACAGAGAGAGAAAUAGUGGCGAUGGCUUCAAUGGCCGUAGGCUCGUGUAGCGCGUUGAUUGGUAGCACCGAUGCUUCGCCCAAUUUGAAGCGGUACGGUGGGCUGAGACCAUUGUUGGGGAGCAAACAGAUGUCUAUGAGAACAACGCCAGCUGGGUUCGUGGCGUGUCAAAAAUCUCCAAAAUGCGGAAGGAUAAGGGCGAUGACUUCCCCAACUGUAUCAGCUCCGAAACGAGAGACGGACCCCAAGAAGAGGAUCGUAAUCACUGGACAGGGCCUUGUGUCAGUGUUUGGCAGUGAUAUCGACACAUUCUACAACAAGCUAUUGGAAGGACAGAGCGGUAUCAGCCUGAUUGAUAGAUUUGAUGCCUCAGCCUUCUCUGUGAGGUUCGGUGGUCAGAUUCGCGAUUUCUCAAGCAAAGGUUACAUUGAUGGGAAGAAUGAUCGCAGGUUGGAUGAUGCCUGGAGAUAUUGCCUGGUUGCUGGAAGAAGAGCUCUUGAUGAUGCUAAUCUAGGAAAAGAAGUUUUGGACACUAUGGACAAAUCAAGAAUCGGAGUGCUCGUUGGAUCAGGCAUGGGAGGCUUAAAUGCUUUCACUAGCGGAGUAGAAUCCUACGUCCUAAAAGGCUACAAGAAGAUCUCCCCUUUCUUCAUCCCUUACUCCAUCACAAACAUGGGGUCGGCGUUGCUAGCAAUAGACACGGGCCUCAUGGGACCAAACUACUCUAUUUCCACGGCAUGUGCGACCGCAAACUACUGCUUCUAUGCUGCAGCAAACCACAUAAGGAGAGGAGAUGCUGAUAUUAUGGUCGCUGGAGGGACUGAAGCAGCAAUUUUGCCUACUGGAAUUGGUGGUUUCAUUGCUUGUAGGGCACUUUCGCAGAGGAAUGACGAGCCUGAGAGGGCUUCUAGGCCUUGGGAUAAGGGCAGGGAUGGAUUUGUCAUGGGAGAGGGGGCCGGCGUACUGAUUAUGGAGAGCUUGGAACAUGCAAGAAAGAGGGGAGCAACUAUAAUAGCCGAGUACCUCGGGGGGGCGAUAACAUGUGAUGCUCAUCAUAUGACUGAUCCUCGAUCUGAUGGUCUUGGCGUUUCUUCCUGCAUAGAGAAAAGCUUGCAAGAUGCCAGAGUGUCCCCGGAAGAGGUGAAUUAUGCUAACUGUCAUGCAACAUCAACACUUGCUGGAGAUUUGGCAGAGGUUAAUGCCAUCAAGAAGGUUUUCAAGGAGACGUCAGAACUUAAAAUGAACGGAACUAAAUCAAUGAUCGGACAUUGUCUUGGCGCUGCUGGAGGAAUAGAGGCCAUCGCAACAAUCAAAGCUAUCAACACUGGCUGGCUUCACCCCACUAUCAACCAAGAUAACUUGGAGCCCCAGGUCACAAUUGAUACAGUACCAAAUGUGAAGAAGCAACAUGAAGUCAAUGUUGCUAUUUCAAAUUCCUUUGGUUUUGGAGGCCAUAAUUCAGUUGUUGUUUUUGCACCUUUCAAGCCAUAGACGAUUACAACUCAACUUAUUUUUUUACGAGAAGCAUUCCAUGAUUACUCUUUCUUCUUUCUAAGGCGGGUGAUGUUGCCAGUUCUUCUGAUGUGCUGAUUUAUUGAGGGGAGCGGUUUUCAUAUCUAAUAAUGCAACCAGCUGCAACAUUAUAGUAUUUCCUUGAGACACAGGGCAUGUUUAACUAAUUGGUGGAUAUGUAUUUUAAUUGCACUUU
Messenger RNA from Asparagus officinalis (garden asparagus), 1826 nucleotides. Its product is annotated as 3-oxoacyl-[acyl-carrier-protein] synthase I, chloroplastic-like. The record is from RefSeq and is a predicted model, not a curated record. Bases 140 to 1609 code for a protein of 489 amino acids. NCBI's taxonomy places the organism in Eukaryota, Viridiplantae, Streptophyta, Magnoliopsida, Asparagales, Asparagaceae. Gene Ontology annotation, molecular function: 3-oxoacyl-[acyl-carrier-protein] synthase activity. The transcript is spliced from 8 exons. Gene Ontology annotation, biological process: fatty acid biosynthetic process.